CUUCCCGGACAUGUGCCUCUGUCACUCAUGCACAUGCAGCCACACAACUACACCACACACCCAGUUGUGUGUCCUCUGUGUUCCCAGCACAAGGCUGGCACACUUCUCUGAGUCUUGUGAACACGGCCCUCCGCUCCCCGUCUCUCUAGCUUGGAACAAAACCUGAACAAUAUCCCUUAAUCACCUGCAGCUUGACUACAUUUUCUGUGGAUUUAAUGGUUUUUAAGUGUUAAAAACCCAUCAAUUGUUUUUGCUUUUGGUGAAAGAAACAUACAGUGUGGAUUUGUACCUCAGAAGAGGUCCUCAACUUUGUGAGUCUUUCAAAAUGGCACCUGUGAAAGGCUGGGUAGUGGGGCUCCUGCUGGUUCUCCUGUGCCCAUCGCAGGUCCCGCUCUCUGGUGUGGUGAGUGCCCAGGACGUGGCUGAGGAAGACCUCCAUGCCAGAAAUGUUGAGGAUGUUGUGGCUGAAGAGGGCGAAGCUGAGGGUGAUGAUGGCGCUGCUGGGGAAGAGGAACAGGUAGCAGAGGAGGAAGAUGAGGAAGAAUCAGAUGAUGAUUCAGAGAGUGAUGAACAGGAGGAAGAAGAGGAAGAAGGGGAGGUUGAGGAGGAAGAAGAGACUGCUGAAGAGGAAGAGGAUGCUGAGCAGGAGGAGGAAGAAGAGGAGACUGCUGGUGAGGAGGAAGACGAGGAAGAGGAGACUGCUGGUGAGGAGCAAGACGAGGAGGAGACUGCUGGUGAGGAGGAAGACGAGGAAGAGGAGACUGCUGGUGAGGAGCAAGACGAGGAGGAGACUGCUGGUGAGGAGGAAGACGAGGAGGAGGAGACUGCUGGUGAGGAGGAAGACGAAGAAGAGGAGACUGCUGAUGAGGAGGAAGAUGAAGAAGAGGAGACAACUGAUGAGAAAGAGGAAGCAGAGGAAGAGGAGGCAGCAGAGGAAGAUGGAGAGGCUGCUGAGGAGGAGGAAGAGGAGGAUGAUGCUGAAAAAGAGGAGGCUGAGGAGGCAGCAGCAGAGGAAGACGAGGAGGAUGAGGCCGCAGCUGAAAAUGAGGAUGAAGAGGAGGCAAGUGAGGAGGAUGAUGAAGAAACUGAAGGAGAGGAGUUAGCUGAGGAAGAGGAGGCUGACGAUGCUGAGGAGGAGGAAGAAGAGGAUUACUCUGAGGACGAGGAUGCAACUGAAGCAGAGGAAGAUGAUGAUGAGCCUGAAGAUGACGAGGAUGACACAAGUGAAGAGGAGCCAGCCACUGACAUGCUGCAAUUCCGCCCUGGCUCUUUGUGUUGUCUUUGCUCCAUCUGUGAGCACUGCUCUAAUAACUGUGACAAGUGCCCCUGUGAAGAGGGAGAUGAAUCAGAUCACUGCCAGCACUGCCAGGGAUGCUCAUCCUGCUAUCUUUGCCCCAUACUGUGUGACACAAUUUGCACACCAGGUGGCCUUGUUGAUGAGCUAACUGGGUCUCUCUUUCAGACUGUUGCCUCUCUACUUUGAGCAACCAUAUGAUGCCACCAUGUGGCGCAGGACCAUGAGGUACUGUGCUCAGGAUUGGAGCUGUCCAGCUGUUCAUACCGCUCCAGCAACAUGAGGACUCCCACAAGAGCUUGUCAUGAAUGUGACAGCUGACAGAAAAACAAAAACAUGUUCAUGUUUUAACUAAUUUUUAGAUAACAUUUUUAGUAGACUUGUAAUGACAGCUGGAAAAAAAAAUGUUUUUAGAGUCUAUUUUCUUUUCCUUUAUCUAAUGAAUGUCCUAUUGUACAUUUCAGUGCAAAAUUGAUGAUAAUACAUUGCUACAGCUAUAAUAUAAUUAAAAACAUUUGUAUGAGCAUUAUUAUGAAACAGUUUUAGUUGAGCAAAACUGUUUACAGGUCUGUCUUAGUGGCUGGAAUAUGUACGAAUGUACUAGAAAGAUAAAAAUUACAUCUAUUGCACCUCAUGUAAAUGUAUGAUUGAUUUUCUACAGUAAAAUAUUUCACACAUGUUAAUACAAAAUCAACUUAUACAAUGUUACUGAUUCUCAUCUGAUAAUACAUUUCUUCUUAUCUGUAUCUUUCUUUAAUGUAGCCAAUAUGUGCAUCACAAGCACAGGUUAUAUCUGUCACAAAUUUGCUUCCAAUUAGCUGUUUUUGCUAUGUGCACUUUUAGUUGAUCUUAAUGUUCUAUUUCACAUUGUUUACUGAUUUCUAAAGUAUUUCUAGAUUUAUUUCUGUGCAUGUAAACACAGCUAUGGCUUACCCUACUCAUUAAAACUGCAGUUGAUGUAAAAAAAAAAAGGGUAAAUAGUCCUAUAAAAUACUCCAUCAUAACUUCUUAAAAGUUUUAACCCACAACUGUGUAUAAAGUUAGGUAUUUCCCUUUAGCUUAUGGGAUUAUAGAUGUUUUAAAUUUUGAAUGAUUCAUAAUAAUAAAUUGGGUUUAGACAGGGAAGUUGUUGGGUGUAAAUUUUUAAGCAAAAAACACAGAGAGCCUAACCUAGUUGAAGAAUUCGGUUGCCAUGACAAUCCUUUGCUCUCUUAAAGCGGUACUCCAGCAACUUUGUAUUGCUUGUGUGAGAUAAAUUUUAAAAUAGAAAAAAUCAAAGCAGAAGAGGCAGAGAUAUCUAGACUUUUAGUCCCUAGCAUGAAUCCAUUUUCAAAAACACUGGAUCCUAAACUUCCCAUAAUGCUACUUGAUAUCAUCUUUUUGUUAGAUUCUCCUUACCGGAUAAAUGCCCAAAAUCCAGACGCAGACUUUCUGUUCUAAAUGUGUUGUCUCCAAGCCCAAGAUGAAAACCCGCCUGGUGACAUCUGUUUGUACAUUACAAAGCUCCUCCAGUGCCACAGAAGACAUUAUACAGGCAGUAGGUCUACUGAGCAGUACUCACUGUGACAAGUAAACUGAACUUAAUGUGUAAAAGUGGAAAGUAAACAGUGGAACAAUUGCAGUAAGCUAUGUAUUGCUGUUUCUUAAAUAAAUCACCUCUGUUCACCCUUUCA
Messenger RNA from Siniperca chuatsi (mandarin fish), 2967 nucleotides. Its product is annotated as sarcoplasmic reticulum histidine-rich calcium-binding protein. The transcript is spliced from 6 exons. The record is from RefSeq and is a predicted model, not a curated record. Gene Ontology annotation, molecular function: calcium ion binding. Lineage: Eukaryota; Metazoa; Chordata; Actinopteri; Centrarchiformes; Sinipercidae. Bases 326 to 1483 code for a protein of 385 amino acids.